GUUUGUUGCCAGGCAGCAUCAGAAUGAUGAGGAUGAGGUCUGUACACACAUUUCAGUCUGAACUAUGCCUUUUCAAACCAUCUGACAGCUCGUCUUCCCUCUCUCAAACUGUGACCACGUCCUCUGUGUAACAGCUCGCUGAAUGAAGCAGAAUGUGCCUGGUUUUUAAUCCACAUCGAGAUCUGAUAAAACAGGCUGCCAUUAUUCAAAGAGCAGCGCAGCAGUAAGACUGUAACCCUGCCUCACUGAGUUUGGCCUCUGUUCAACAUGGACACUGACGUUACCUCAGAGCGAGUUCAACACACGAGGCUGCCGUCUUUCUCAGUCAGAGAGCAACAACACUACCGUGCAGAGAAGAUGCUCAUGCGGCAGUUUAUGCUCAUGAAGGAGCAGCAUGAAGUUCCCAUUUAUUUAUCUACUAAAGACAUGAAGGCCUGGCUGCUGGCAGGGAGACACUUCCUGGAAGAGUUCCAGGAAACAGCGCAGCAGGUAGAAGAGAGAAGACUCCUCAUGGUUGAACUGGCCUGGAGCUCAGCCAGGCGCUCGUGUCUUGAUCAGAUGGAGCAGGAGCUCCGAGAGGAACUGGAAAAAGAGAAACGUCUUUCACUGCAGUUCAGCAGAAAGGUCACAGUGGAGGGCCUUCAGAUGUUUCUCUCAGUGAUCCGGCCUAAAGCAGAGCAGGACGUAUGGACCUUCCUCGGCCACCUGUCCAACAAGCUGCUCAGCUCUUUUACCGACGCUCACACCAGCAAGCAGGCCAAACUGGCACUGCUCACCAAGCUGCACUUUGCUACCAGACCUUUAGUAACACAGAUGGUGGAUAUAGCUCUGCAGUUUCUCUUGGAUGAACCAGAGCCAGUUGUUGAGGUCAAGCGUUCACAGACCGGAGGUUCUGUCGAGAGCAGGGAUUCGAGUUUAACCUCAGCUCUGAGGAACAGGAGUGAAGCAGCCAGCGCUGAGAUCGGACGACUGCUGGCCGACACAGCAGCUUCCUGUUUCUGUCUGAACACGUCUUUCAUUAAAGCUCGCCUCGUAGCACAUCUGCACGUCAGCUGGCCCAGGACAUGGUCAAAGCCAUUUACAAGAGAUUUGUUGACCGCUCCGAGACCUUCCACCUCAUGAGCUUCGAUGAAAGCUCCAUCACUGCCAGAGACGGCGCCGUCUGUGCCAUCCAGGACAUGGACGACAGAGCGCAGAGCGCUGGGUAUGAACUGGCUCUCCAGCUUUUUACUGAGGACGGCCCCACGACUCCAGAGCUGUGCCCUGUGGAGGCUGCAGAGAGGACUGAUGAAAAGGAGGAUGAAGGGAAGCGAGGACUGCAGGGCUUCCUCAGUCGUAUAUGGAGAAAGAUCAUGCGUGUGUCCACUGAGGAGUGAAUCACAGCUGCUGUUCUCUCCACUUUAUAACCUCACUAACACAAACCACACUUAUUUAAUCAAUUAUAAUAAAUAGAAAGACCCUAUGUUGUUUCUUUUCUGUAUUCACUGC
Molecule: messenger RNA, 1488 nt
Organism: Lates calcarifer (barramundi perch)
Lineage: Eukaryota; Metazoa; Chordata; Actinopteri; Centropomidae
Exons: 9
Coding region: 268-1122 (284 amino acids)
Source: RefSeq, a predicted model, not a curated record